UGGAGGCCAAAUUCCAACUGCCAGACCAAGGAAUGGGUAGGUGUGGACAGGAUGCUAAAGGUUGCAGGGUCCAGCAUCUCAUUGAACUUUAAAACGUCUAAGGUCAAUGCACCCCAUGACUUCUUCAAUACUCAGCAAUAUCUCUUCUUUUUAGCUCAUAAUGUCCAAUUUUAUCACCUAAUCCAGAUCCUAUUCACAAAACGUUCCUUCUUCCUCAACAAGUUCAGUGUUUAAUUCAUAAUCUUUCUCUUCCCUAAUUCUGUCCUGACACUAAAAGAUCUCAGUGUAUAUAUAGAUACUUCCUCACCUCACUAACUUCUUAUUAGUCUGAGUUCCCCUUACCCACUUCCUCUUCUACACACCACGAAGGGCGCAUGUUUGAGCUUGCUGUCAUCCACAAGUGCUAAACUUCCCCGUCCAAGAUUUCUGAAAUUGCUGUUUCACCAGAGCACUUUUAUCAGUUACCAUUUCUUCUCUCCCUAGCACUAUUCAUCAUCUUCAUAGUUAACUCCAUCCCCUUCAUCGCUCAACUUUUUCCCCAGAUCAUCAUUCCCUCUAGCAUCAUCUGCUGUUUUACCCAACCAUCUCCAGGAAACUGAAUUUUAUCUCAACGGCAAAGACACUGUGAAGAUAAGCAGAACUGUUUAUUUAGGCCGAGAGCCCAAAUUCUGCCUAAAUUGUAGGAAUUUUCCUAACUGGGAGCUCAGAGCAAUUAUGUCUGAACUCCCGAAAGCAGAAUAAGAGAGAAACACCUGGAACUCGGGGGCCAUUAUAUUUCCCCCAGGCUUAAAAACAGCUUAUUAUUAUAAGCAUCUCACAGGCGGAGUAAAGGGGGUUGCACUAAAUGGCCUCCGAGGUCCCAUCUCUCUAUAUUUCUAAGAUCCUGUGAUCAUUAGCACCAGAAAUGAAGGAACUUCUUUAUGAUCCUGUUAGCUAGUAAGUAUGGGAGGCGGGAGGCCCGAAAACUGCAUUUCCCAGAUCCCUCGCGAAGGUCCCAGUAACGGCAGCUGGCUGCGGGGGCGGGCUGGGAGCUGAAUGUUUACGGAAGUGACCGAGGCCGGAGUCCCCGAGUGACCGAGGAGAGUUGUGUGGCAGCUUCUCCAGUCCAGCCCGACCCCGCUCCCAAAGCCCAGGUGCUCAACCUGUGUCCUAGGAAGUGAUCCGAGAACCGAGACUGGGCUUACAAAUUGCUUAUCCUUAGUGCUCACGGCCCAGAGGAACAGUAACAGAGCUGGCUCUCUGGGACUUUGCUUUGCCCUAGCUCCUGUGCAGCCCUCCAAUUUAUUCGUAGGCACGGACAAGACCGAUUUUAUUAUGAGCCGGAACUGAAGAGGUAGAGAAAGGAGAGUCUUUUUUGAAAGACUUUUGAAAAGCAACCUGCCCUCCAUCACCCGACAAACACUGCCUCCCUCUAAGCUUGUGCAACCGUAGAUGAUUCCCCAUUCCUACUUCGGGCACCAGGGCCAUGGCUUCCAUUAAUGAGCUGCCCGAGAACGUCCUCCUGGAGCUGUUCUCCCUGAUACCAGCCCGAGAGCUGCUGAGGCACUGCCGGCCAGUCUGCAGCCUGUGGCGGGACCUCAUCGACCUGGUGUCCCUGUGGAAACGCAAGUGCCAGCGGGAGGGCUUCAUCUCCGAGAACUGGGACCAGCCAGUGGCCGACUGGAAGGUUUUCUACUUUCUUUGCAGCCUCCGGAGGAACUUGCUCCGCAACCCCUGUGCUGAAGAGGGGUUGGAAUUUUGGAGAAUUGAUCAGAAUGGAGGAGAUAAUUGGAAAGUGGAAGAGACCCCUGGAGCUCAUGGGAGAGACUUUCCAGAUCCCAGAGUCAAGAAAUACUUUGUCACCUCCUAUCACACCUGCCUCAAGUCUCAGAUGAUAGACCUGAAAGCAGAGGGGUAUUGGAACGAACUGAUGGACGUCGUGAGGCCGGACAUCGUCGUCAAGGACUGGUUUGCUGCCAGAUACGACUGUGCCUGCCGCUACCAGAUCUGUGUGCAGUUGCUAUCGGCUAACUUCCUCGUCCUGGAUACAUUUGAGCCCCCACCAAUGGAGAUCAAGCAGUGGAGUGAUUGCGAGUGGAGAGAGGUCUCCCACACAUUCUCCAACUACCCCCGUGGAGUCCGUCACAUCCGCUUUCAGCAUGGCGGCAAAGACACUCAGUAUUGGGCCGGAUGGUACGGCUCACGAGUCACCAACAGCAGCAUCACCAUUGGCCCUGAGGUCCCCAGGAAAUCCAGUUGUACAGAAGAGGCAGCCAGAUGUAGCCACUAGAUCCAGACCCAGAGGGGAUGAAGGUGACGGCAUCUUCCUACUUUUGCAGGAUUUCAAUAAACACUAGAGACAGCCUA
Messenger RNA from Antechinus flavipes (yellow-footed antechinus), 2346 nucleotides. RefSeq names its product F-box only protein 6-like. Gene Ontology annotation, biological process: glycoprotein catabolic process; SCF-dependent proteasomal ubiquitin-dependent protein catabolic process. Gene Ontology annotation, cellular component: SCF ubiquitin ligase complex; cytoplasm. The transcript is spliced from 7 exons. The record is from RefSeq and is a predicted model, not a curated record. Lineage: Eukaryota; Metazoa; Chordata; Mammalia; Dasyuromorphia; Dasyuridae. Gene Ontology annotation, molecular function: ubiquitin protein ligase activity; protein binding. Bases 1466 to 2269 code for a protein of 267 amino acids.